Molecule: messenger RNA, 6128 nt
Organism: Physcomitrium patens
Lineage: Eukaryota; Viridiplantae; Streptophyta; Bryopsida; Funariales; Funariaceae
Product: chromatin-remodeling ATPase INO80
Biological process (GO): DNA repair; chromatin remodeling
Cellular component (GO): Ino80 complex
Molecular function (GO): DNA binding; ATP hydrolysis activity; ATP binding
Source: RefSeq, a predicted model, not a curated record
CACCCCUCUCUCCCCCGGCCCUUCGCUCUUUCUCGCUUGGACCACCUGUGCCUCGAGUCCCGUCCUCCGCUCCUGGCUCCUGUUACUUUUCCCAACCCCUAACCUCAACCCAACCUCAACCCCAAGUCCAACUUAUCUUCUUCGCGACUCCAAACCCUAGACCACUUCUGCUUCUCGCGUAUUUGGAUGUAGCUCCUUGGCGUGGCUCCGUUUCUCGUGUGUGGUGUGGGCGUUGCAGGGGAGUGUCAAUGUGAGGCUAUUGGGUGCAUCUGUGUCUCCGGACCAAAUUUCGGACUUGCAGACUACGGGCGGGCGCUGGGUUGGAGAGGAAGAGCCCCGAUUUUUUCUGGGUUGGGAACUAGGGUUUUGGCGUAGAGGUGGGCAGUCUGGGAAAAUUUACUGGGCAAUUGGAGCUGCGUGGGUGAUCGGCGCUGGAUUUCUGGGUCGAGGGAAGCGGAGUUGCACACUUUGAUUCUGGGAGUUGGGAGGCCUGGUGCAGGAGGGCUGGCAGUUCAUUGGCGGGGAUGAGAAGAAGUUGUGAAUUUUAGUUAUCAGUUUUCGCGUACAAUGUGGGCACGGUCGCCGGAGAAUGGAUCACCCGCGCAGGAAUAUGAUUCUCCGAGCCGGAGCCAGAGUUCUGGUGAAACCGACUACAGCCAAGAUGAUUGGCGGAUUAAUGGGCAUGCUGAACCGGAGGCGGAAAGACACGCUGUUAUUAGGCCUGAAAUGACACGAAAGAGGAAGAGGGUGCCCAUUGAAGCAUAUGCAGGCUCCAAUUCCGCCCCUAGACAUGAUGCAGACAGUAAUGACGAAGAAGAGGAAGAAGAUGACUAUGAUGAUCGUCAAGAUUAUUACGUAGGGAACCAUCCAGAACAGGGAGUCUCAUAUCACGAACCUGUCAAAGUCUCAUAUCGUGAGCAAUCUGGUGGAGGUUCAUAUGCUGAGCAUUUUGCAGGAGGGUCCGAUCGCGAGCAGUCUCCAGGAGGUUCGUACCAUGAGCAUUCUGGAGGGGGUUUCUACCGUGAGCAAUCUGAAGAGCCUUCUUAUCGUGAACAAUCUGAAGGGGGUUCUUAUCGGGAGCAAUCUGAAGAACGUUCUUUUCGUGAGCAAUCUGGAGGUUCUGAUCAGGAAAGAGAGUCUGAACGACCUCGAUGGCAUCAUAAAGCUGUUCAAUUAAAGGAUGUUGCAUCAAUUUCAAGUGGCAUGGAGAAAGGGCCGGGGACUUAUUUGGUCUUAGAGGAUGGUGUCGAGUUUCAAAUUCCUCAGUAUUAUGACGAACUCGCUACAUCUCUUCACCUUCCCCCCUUCAACUCGCUGCAAAUUGAAGAGAAGGUUGUUUACGGCCGACUCAAAGCAACUGCUUUUUUCGCGAUUAUGGAUGCUGAUCCCUGGGCUCGACUUUGGCGAAAGCAAAAUGAGAUAGGGCAGUGUCGGAGUACAGGUUAUGAUAGGGACACUAAACGGAGGUUGCUCGAGAAGAGAAGAUUUGGUUUACAAGUAAUCGACUCAAGCGUUGUGAUAAACCCGCCGCCGGUGGAAUAUCCUGACGAAGAUUUGGGAGUCCCUUCCGAGGUUGGGUCUUUGGACGAAUCUCUAGUCGCGUACCGUCAGAUAUCAGUUGACAGUGGUCAGGCCAGACGAUGUGAAGUGAAGAUUCUGGAACAUGGUGACGGCUAUGAGCUUGUGGAACGGAGAAAGCAGAAGAUUGAACCCCUGAAAAGAGACCCGCUGGAGGUAGCACUAGAGGAUUCUGAAAAAAUCGGAAAGUAUUGGGUGAAUUUGGUCCGAAAAGAUUUACCGAAGCACCAAAAGUAUUUUGCAGCUUGUUACAGAAAGCAGAUACAAGAUGUAAAGCGAGUAGCGGAACUUUGUCAAAGAGAGGUUAAAAGUCGCAAUAUGCGGUCUUUGAAAGUAAUGAAAGCUGCACCCACCAGAACGAGGAGAUUGGCUCGUGACAUGAUCAUUUUCUGGAAGAAAUGGGAUAAAGAACAGAUUGAAGUUAGGAAAAGGGAAGAAAAGGAAGCUGCCGAAGCUCUUAGACGGGACCAAGAGCUUCGGGAAGCCAAACGCCAACAGCAGCGACUCAAUUUUCUUCUCACACAAACGGAGCUCUAUAGCCAUUUUAUGCAAAAUAAGUCGUCCGGAAUGCCUGUUGCACAAGCUUCUCAGGAUGCACUGCGUGACCUUGAUAAAACUGUGGCACCGGGGGAGGGUCUAGUUGCGACGAGUCCCGAGGAUGAUGAAGAGGAGGCUGCUCUGAAGGAGGAAGCCGUGAGAGCAGCUACUUUAGCUGCUGCCCAGCAGAGAAAUCGAACGAAUGAUUUUGAUAGUGAGAGUGAGAGGCUUCGUACAGCUGCUGGUGGAGACGAGGCGGGUGGAGCAGAAGAUAUGGAUUUGCUACACCCGUCUACGAUGCCAACGACUUCCUCCGUCCAGCAACCCAAAAUGUUCCAGGGUGUCUUGAAAGAGUAUCAGCUUAAGGGUCUACAGUGGCUUGUUAAUUGCUAUGAACAGGGCUUGAAUGGUAUACUGGCUGACGAAAUGGGACUCGGCAAAACAAUCCAAGCUAUGGCUUUUCUUGGACAUUUGGCUGAGGAGAAGAACAUAUGGGGUCCUUUCCUUGUGGUGGCCCCAGCAUCUGUUCUUAAUAAUUGGGCAGAUGAAGUGAACCGUUUCUGCCCGGAUUUAAGGAUCCUUCCGUACUGGGGAGCACUCAAUGAGAGAAUCGUUUUGCGAAAAAAUAUUAAUCCCAAUCGACUUUAUCGCAGAGAUGCAGGAUUUCACGUUCUAAUUACAAGCUAUCAACUUCUAGUCUCGGAUGAGAAGUACUUUCGGCGAGUGAAAUGGCAAUAUAUGGUUCUUGACGAAGCUCAAGCGAUUAAAAGUGCCAGUAGUCUGCGUUGGAAGACUCUUCUCAGUUUCAACUGUCGAAAUCGUCUUCUUUUGACCGGAACACCCAUUCAGAAUAGUAUGGCUGAGCUCUGGGCUCUUCUGCAUUUCAUCAUGCCCACUCUUUUUGACAGUCAUGAUCAGUUCAAUGAGUGGUUUUCAAAGGGGAUUGAAGGGCAUGCAGAGCAUGGUGGAACAUUAAAUGAGCACCAGCUCACUCGUCUGCACUCAAUUUUGAAGCCAUUCAUGCUGCGACGAGUCAAGAAGGAUGUGAUUACAGAAAUGACCAAUAAGAAAGAGGUUAUGAUUCCAUGCUACUUGAGUUCACGUCAGCAGGCAUUUUAUCGAGCAAUUAAGAACAAGAUAUCAGUCGCUGAUCUCUUUGGCAACGGAGGCCAGCUCAAUGACAAAAAGGUCCUCAAUCUUAUGAAUAUCGUCAUUCAGUUACGAAAGGUCUGUAAUCAUCCAGAGUUGUUUGAGCGCAAUGAAGGACAGUCCUCUGUGCACUUUGCGGUUGUACCACAUUCUCUUCCUCCACCACCUUUCGGAGCGCUAGAGGAUGUUCAUUUCGCUGGAGGUUAUAAUCCUGUGUCUUACAAGAUUCCUAAACUUUUAUAUAGAGAUGGCAUGCGCUGCUUGCCAACCGAGAGCUCUGGGUCUGCACAAGGCUUCACUGAGAAAUGGCUAAAAGCUUGCCUGAAUGUUUUCUCACCAGAGAAUGUGUACUAUUCUUCUGUGGGGCAUAGUAACAAAGCUGAUGUCGAUGAGAGGUCAUGUCGCAGUGGAGCUUUUGGAUUUAUUCGUAUGCUUGGUCUUUCAGCUUCGGAAACGUCGUUCCUAUCCAAGGUAUCUGCUUUAGAAAGAUGCUUAUUCGCCUUACUACAAUCAGAAGAACCACCCUCCGUAGAAUGUUAUGGGGACCUAAGCAAGCUGACAACAUUAGGUGACCAAAGAAAAGAUACUUAUGGCCAUGCAGCCUCAGCUGUGGACUGUAUGAAAACUUCUGUUGAUUUAUUGGAUGACGAAGACUGUGAGGAUGCAAGGACAAGAUGUGUUCGAAGGAUGUUGAUGCUACCUAGCAGAGCAGAUCUAAGAAUUUUGAGAGUGAAGCAUCCAUCGGGUCCAGAAUUGCAACCGUUUGAAUCACUAGUUGUAUCAAAUCAGGAUAGGCUACUUGGCACUACUGGACUUUUACGAUCUGUACGCAAAUAUAUGCCACCAGUUCGAGCUCCACAGAUCAAUGUAGUGUGUUCAGAUAGAGGGUUGACAAUGCAACGGACGGAGGAGUUGGAGAAUCCAAUUGUUAAACGGUUCCUUGUUGGAUUUGCUCGGACUUCCGACAACGGGCCAGCAAUGCCUCUUCCUCUAUCUGCACCUAUUGAGGAGAAUGAAGUUCGUGCUCGUCUUAUACAGCCUUUACUCGCGAUACCUUUUCGGAUAUUUGGUUCGGCACCCCCAUUACAGAGUUUCGAUUUUGCGAAGAUGCUCUCGGAUUCGGGAAAACUUCAAACAUUAGAUAUUUUAUUGAAGCGCCUUCGAGCAGGGAACCAUCGAGUGCUUCUUUUUGCUCAAAUGACCAAGAUGCUCAAUAUUUUGGAGGAUUACAUGAAUUACCGCAAAUACAAAUACUUGCGACUGGAUGGUUCAUCCACCAUUAUGGACCGUCGUGACAUGGUUAAAGACUUUCAGCACCGGUCGGAUAUUUUUGUUUUCUUGUUAAGUACAAGAGCUGGAGGCCUUGGAAUCAAUCUCACUGCUGCUGAUACGGUUAUUUUUUAUGAAAGUGACUGGAAUCCAACUAUGGAUCUUCAAGCCAUGGAUCGUGCCCAUCGGCUUGGACAAACGAAAGAGGUCACUGUGUACAGGUUGAUAUGCAUAGGGACAGUUGAAGAAAAGAUAAUGAAACGGGCCAGUCAAAAGAACACUGUGCAACAGCUGGUCAUGACUGGAAAUAAUGCUUCGCAAGGUGAUGUCUUGGAAGCAGAAGAAGUUGUGUCGCUUUUAUUAGACGAUGCAGAAUUGGAAGCGAAGAUGAAAGAACAAGUCUCUAAACAAGUUGAUAAGCAUGGGAGGCGGAAGAAGGGAUGGGCUGUAACUGGUUCUUUGAAAGGAGUACGCCUGGAUGCUGAGGGCGGUGGUGCCUCACUUGAUGAUGCCAACACAGCUUUUACAGACAUCGUUGACAGUGGUGGGGCAGCUAAAGCCCCAGACGAUACGCCAGAUGCUAAUACUCCGGCGGCCCCUGCAAACGGCAAAAAGAGGCGACGAAAUGGAGAGGAAAAGCCACCGAAACCCCCCAAAAUGCCAAAGGCUGCGAAGGAGGUCAAACCCAAAGCUACAAGAGCUCGCAAAGAACCCAAGCCGCCUAAGCCUAAGCCAGUUAAGGUACCGAAAGAGAGAAAACCUAGAGCACCUCCUGAUCCUUCUGCCAGAUCUAGACAGCGACCCAAGAAAGGGUCUUUGGGUCUCAGUGAGAAUAAUUCCCCAUCUCCCUCUCUUGCGGGAGAUGAAUACGGAGAAGGAUACGCUGGUUCGUCUGCUCUAGAAAAUGGCUACCCGUUAGGUGAAACUGAAAAUCACAUAUUUAAUGGCGAUCGUUUAAGUAAUUCUAGGCCAAGCACAUGUAGCACUGAUUCUUUAGACAUGGUUUAAGAUACCUCGGCUGUGGUCAUCUGGAAAGACUAUCAAGAGAAAGCAUUAUCGGUGAGAUUAGCCUCUACCCUGCAGCAGAUUCUUAGUUGGAAAUAGGUGGAUUUCAUUUUUGUGGAUCUCAGAAACCAAGUGAAGACAGAUUGCUGGAGGUUAACAGCCACAGCUGCUUUGGAGGUUUACCGGGAGUGUCCUUUGAGCUUGUGAAUCACAUCAUUCAAACCGAACAGGAGGUUUUUGGUGUCUGUUUCCCAGAAAUCUCGUGUAACGUAUAUAGUACACAAUUUGGGGGUUGAACUGCCCGUAUUUUACGACUGAGAAGGGUAUUCGUGGCAUCAGUGGGGGUACAACUCUGUGUUCACGCCGCGAAGGAGAAGCAUAGGCAUGUGGGAGGCAGUCACAUUAUGUUGGCCAGCUGGAGGAAAGCUUGUAUUGAGUAGGGACAUGUGAAAUGUCUCCAGAAAGACCCUUGAUGUUGUAGGGUUGAUUCAUCAGAGCAAAUUUAAGACCAUUUGUAAAUUUUUCUCACUUAACACGCAAUACUUGAGAGUGUGCAAAUCACUGAAAUAGCCCACUCGUAUUCGCCUCUA